CGUAAUUUGUUUCCGAGGCACCAUCGAAGAACCAUCGUCAUCGGUCGUACCAGUGUUUGUUUGUUUGUUGCAACGACCAACAAUCGCGCUCCCCCAGCAACCAACAACAAUCGAAUAAACCGAAUUCUACUCACAAGUGCGACAAAAAUCAAAACAAUUGCUAUCUCUCCGACAACGCAACGUCAUAAAACAAGUCUUUCGGUUUUUAUUUUUCGGGACAAUUGUUGUUGGUUGAUUUUCGGUUGUAUCUCAUCGUAGGAAGUUGGCCGAGAGAGUGCUAAGUGUGUUUUUGUUUAGUUGCGGAGAUCGCGUUCAACAACCUGUGGUGGCAGAGGUGCCACCAUAUCGCUGGGCCGAUGCCGUUUACGUAGGUGGCCAAUGAAAAGUAACAGUAAAUACGGUGGUUGAAUCAUUUCCAAUUACCAUCACCCUGGAGCUAUCAAAUUGGAUGUGUUUUAAAUAAGGUGUGUUGUUAUAAGACAGUUUAGUGCUUAAAAAUAAUAAACAUUUCGCUAAAUGAAGUGAAUAAAGUGUUUAAAUUGUGAUGGCCUUAAAACUGAGAAAAGAAAUGAAAAAAUCGUCUUACUACGUGUGGUUUUUGGGGGCCAAGGAGGCUCGAGGACUACGAGGUCCUGAAGCUGUAAUGCCCGCCCUGGAGCACCUAAUGCAGAGGGAGAGGGACACAGAACCUCACAAAGUCACCCUUCAAGUGUCCCAGAAGGGGUUGAAGAUUGUUCAAAACGUCGUUAGAGAAACAGGAAGUGGUAAAACCGGAAAACCUAAGUUAGAGACAGUCAAGCAUCUAAUUCCUUCCGACAGCGUUGCUUAUGCUCAUCAGAGAGACGAUAUAGUGGUGUGCGUGCUUCUCCUGAUGAACCCCGUCACCGGAUGGCCCCUUCAUGUGCACGCUUACAGGUGCGACAGCCUCGACACGGCAAGACUCCUCCAUCAUCAAUUGCAAACGCUAUCAGAUCGACCCGAUAAUCAGAAGAGAUGGAGGGAGGUAGAGGCCAAAAUAAUGGACGGGGAAAUGAAGGAAAUGGGGAGGCAAGACUCAUCGUUGGGGAGCGAUACAGGUGCGUCUUCUGCAAGGGGAAGUGACUCGGGAGAAGAAAGAUCGAGCGGUGGUUUAGGAUCGGAUUUGCCCCCAGUGCGUACAUCGAUACUGUACGAUUCGGUUGCCGCGGAAUUACGCGCGCGAUUGGGUGGUGCCAGCGGUCCGGGCAGCCGCCCCCCAAGCCAACCCCUGCUAUUACCUCCUCGCGAUUACGACACAGUACACAGACAAAGGGGUAAUUUGCAGGGGAUCGAGUUGCGCCGCUGUUUAAAUACGAGCAUAGUCGGACGCGCCGCCGCCAACAAUACCGUCCCCAAUACGACGAUCGCGAACGGUAGUGCAGCGUCGUCUGGAAUUGGAUCGGACCAUGCGUCGCCGUCCCCUGACUCACCCCCGGAAAUUGGUGGACCAUUCGGGACAUGCGACGGAAACAGCACAAGUGACGAAGAAUGGAAUGCAGACACGGCAGAGUCUACGAUGUAUCUGAUGCCCGAUGGUUCCCCGGAAUUAACCCUGCCUCGUCCCCAUACCCAAACGGAAAUCCGAAGCUCCCGCCACUAUCCUGAUGGGUACAAAUCAGACCGGUACCCAUCUAGUCAAAACUCGUAUUCUAGAGACGCCAGUUCUAAUAAUGCACAUCACGAUAAUAAAUAUUCAGACAACACGAGAUCCUUGGAAAAGGGCAAAGGACGAUUCAUGGAAAAUCCGCUCAACAAAUACGCCAAGAACUUCAGGGAAUUGGAAGAAGAACACGUCAUGGGGAAGAAUGGGGACCCUACUAAGAAUCACGUGGAUUAUCAGGUCAAGAGGGAGUUUGAAAGCAAAAGGGAAAUAUUAAAAAGGGAUUUUGAAAAGAAGGACAUUGAAAGGAGGGAGUACGAGAAAAGGGAAUACGAAAGGAAGAUGUAUGAGAAGAACAAGGAAGUUAAAGAUUUUGACAAGCUACCGCGGCUGCGAUAUGGGGCGGAAACUGGGAGAGAUGACGAAUUCAAAACGGAAAUCCGAAAUGCAGUCAAAUGUAGGAAAGAAAAUACCGAAGAAGUUGAUAACAGGAAACCGAGGUAUAAUUUUGGCGAAGAAUACGUAACAGAACAACAAGUAAGGUAAGAAAAUAUAUAAAAUCUU
Messenger RNA from Agrilus planipennis (emerald ash borer), 2182 nucleotides. RefSeq lists its product as uncharacterized. Lineage: Eukaryota; Metazoa; Arthropoda; Insecta; Coleoptera; Buprestidae. The coding region runs from base 545 to 2164 and encodes 539 amino acids. The record is from RefSeq and is a predicted model, not a curated record. The transcript has 5 exons.